This is a messenger RNA of Austrofundulus limnaeus, 2845 nucleotides long. RefSeq names its product zinc finger protein 271. Lineage: Eukaryota; Metazoa; Chordata; Actinopteri; Cyprinodontiformes; Rivulidae. The transcript has 7 exons. The record is from RefSeq and is a predicted model, not a curated record. The coding region runs from base 142 to 2730 and encodes 862 amino acids.
ACACGGAAGACAAAAAGGGACGGACCAGAGCUCUAUAGGGCUCUGGGACGGACCACUGGUGAGCAGGCUUACAGAAACACAGAAACUUCAAAUAAAAACGGUUUUUGUUCUGUAUGAAGUUGUCCAGCAGAGAGAACCAGGAUGGAAGAUGUGAUUUCAUCUGUUUCCUGUGCAGCUCUUCCUCUUUCUGCUCUGCGGCUCCUCGUCCCCCCACUCCGGCUCCUCUCAGCAGCCAUCUGGCAAACUGUCCAGCAGAGAGUUGUGGCUGGUUAUGGGAUGGUUGAGGAAUUUGUCUCCAUGGUCACAGACGUUGUCCCAGAGCUGCUCACCAGGAGCCAGAGAGCCCAGCUCACACUGGGCCUUAGAUCACAACUAAUCCUACAUCUGUGCCAACUGGAACCUCCCUCUGAGUUUGACCUUGUUCAGCCUCACCUGAACCGGAUGCAGGAGCUUAUCGAGUCCUGGCUCCCAGAGAUUGGUGGUACAGAGGAUGAACUGUCAAGCUUAAACUUUGUGGAGUUUGUUAAGAAGUUGUUGAAAAGUCCUCAGAAGAGGGAAGACUUCUUCCAGACGGUCGUCAGUGAACAGUUUGGUCACACGUACCAUAAAGACCUUAAAGAAUUGACGUGGCUUUUCUUGAACAGACUUCAAACGUUUCUUCCUGUUCAGUCGUUCCAUCAGGUUGCCUCAGCGUCUGAUUUUUCCUGUGUCUUGGAGGAAUGUGUGCAGUCUUUGUCUCAGUGUGAUGAGGUGAAAACUCUGCUGCUGUAUCACAAAGACCUUGGCCAACUGGAUCACAGCGACUUGUUUCUUGAUCGUCCCUGCAUCAUUUCUGCUCUUAAACAUCUCUUUCUACAAACUGAGACACUUGAAACUCAACCACAGAAGAGUAUUUUGGACGUUGUGCCAUCGUGGGUGUCACCUGUGGAAGAGGACUCUGUAACUACGGUUUGGAUAGACUCAAAUACAGACUUGGAGCAUUUGACUGGUGAGACAACAAUGGACAGAAAUGAUUUAACUCUUGGGAAAAACAAAACACAGAUGCUUUCGGAUGAUCAAAGAGGACCUGAUGAAAAUGUCCUUGAAAGCCAAGGAGUGUCUACAUCAGGCCUUAUUAGGGAGUGUUACGUUAAGCUUAAAAGACUUGACAGGUCGGCAUCCACGAUCUCUCGAUUUGUGAGAGCGAAUAGAGGAGUCAGGAUGAAAAAGAUUCUGCAGGAAGAGAAAAGAGAACUUGAUAAUGAGAACGAGUCUGACUACGAGUUUGCUUCCCAGAAUUUAGAACCAUCGAGCAAACUUUCACUCAGAGUGUCGAAUGUCACUGUGGACUCUUCACAUUUGGCUCCUAUUAGCACAUGUAGUGAAGAUGACUCGUGGUCUUACUACUCGGAUAACUCAUGUCACGCUAAUAGCAGGACUUCCAGUGUGGCUGAUUCGUGGUCCUUCUAUUCAGAUCAGGCCAGUUCUUCCUUCGUUAGUGAUUCUGCUGAAAGCUCCUCAAACAGUGAAGCCUGUGAAAACACCUCUGCUCUGAGACAAAAGUCCAAUGUGAACGAAAACAUUCCAAAAAAGCCUCGGAGUUCCCUAUGUUUUUUCUGCAAAGAGAACAUAAACACGAACCUCAGAACUCACAUCAAAAAAAUACACUUUCCCAACAAAAACUAUGCCUGUCCUCAGUGUGACACCAGGUACGAACUCCUGACUUCUCUCCUGCAGCAUCUGAAGAAGACCUGCUUCGACUACCUGCAGCAGAGUGCAGAUCCAGAUCCGUCUGACAAAACUCAGAGCAUUUGCAAAUGUGACCAAUGUGGAACMGAGUUUAGGUACAAGGUUUCUUUACAGAAACACAUGAUGACCCACCAUGAGCUGUACUGCGGCGUGUGUCGGAGGGUGUUACGAGACGCCACGGCUCUGGCUAGGCACAAAACCUCCCACACACCGUUUAAGUGUCCCCGCUGCGAUCUCUCCUUCACCAUCUUCAGGCCCUUGCUUCGGCACUGCGAGAACGUUCACAGAAUCAGCCAGCCGUUUAACUGCAACCAUUGUCCCAAAACUUUUUCCAAGUUGCGCUUUUUAAUCAAACACGAAUGGAAGCACACGGGUCACCUGCCGUUUCAGUGCACCCAGUGCAACCUGAAGUUCAGAUCUGAUGGAGAUCUCGUGUCCCACGAAAGGGUCCACACCAGAGAAAAACCAUACCUGUGUUCGGACUGCGGUAAGACAUUCUCCCAGAAGUCCAACCUACUGCGGCACCUGAGACACGUCCACAGCGCAUCUGGAAGCGAAAAGAAGUACGCCUGUUCUCAGUGUGACACAUCCUUUAAAGAAAGGGGAGCCCUGAAAAAACACGAGAGGAGCAAACAUUUAAACGAGCUGUUUCGUCAUCCAUGCCCCUACUGUGAGAAGAUGGUAUCGUUGUCAGCGAUGGCCAGACAUAAAUUAAUUCACACAGGAGAGAGACCUUUUAAAUGCACGACAGCCGAGUGUGACAAAACUUUCAGAUCAAUGGGUGAAGUGAAGAGUCACGUUCUCUUUCACCACACUACGGAGAGGCCUUUUCGAUGUGACGUGUGUGGACGAGGCUUUGUUAGAUCAGGUGAUCUCACUGCACACUCUCGAAUACACUCAGGGGAGAGACCUUAUGUCUGCGUAGUCUGUGGCAAGGCUUUCCUCAAGCUCUACAGCCUACUGAGGCACAACAGGCUUUUACAUGGCUUUUAUAAACAUUAAUGUCUGUCUGGAAGCUUCAGUUCAUUUAUACUGAGCAGAUUUCUGUAAGAAGUGACAAAUUGCUCAUGCUGAACCAGUGACUGCCAGCUGCAUUAAAGUACCAUGUUCCAGGUAA